Molecule: messenger RNA, 663 nt
Organism: Drosophila navojoa
Lineage: Eukaryota; Metazoa; Arthropoda; Insecta; Diptera; Drosophilidae
Source: RefSeq, a predicted model, not a curated record
CUUUUUGGGCACUAACAAUUAAAAGUAACGGCAGUUGACGCCACAUUUAACGGUACAUACGAGCAUCGAGUGUCUGUGUGACUGGACAACAUGGCGUAUGCUUUACGUACGCUCCGAGUUCUGCUGCUUGCCGCAGCGAGCGUCGCUUUAGGCCCUUCGAGUGCCUCAUUAGCGGGCAGCGAGACUGUGCAACUGGCGCCAGCUGAGCGAGUGCUGGCCCAGGUGCCAGCAGCAGCACGCAGCAGUUUUUUGCUCUACCAAUUAGCCACGGCCAUAAAUUCUGGCAACUACCCCGGGCUGGCGCUGGAGGUGGAGCGCGAGCAGGAGCUGGAGCAGGAGUUACUUGUAGAACAUCAAGUGGACUACAGCUGGCCGAACGCAAUGCCAAAUGAAUUUCAGUUUAUGUCGCUCAACGGCGAUUUUCCGCUACAAUUCCAAGACUGGCUAAUGGACGGCUAUGGCCUGAGCGUGCAGGAUGUCUAUCAGAGCUGGCCCCGAGCUGCAGCUGCACCGCGUUCCGCCCAGCGGCAGUUGUGCAAUGGCCGCGGUGAAUGCUACGAUGUGGCCGACAUUCUGGCCGCGUGUUGUCCAUUUUGAGUUUAAGUUAAGUAAUGUGGCAAAUAUAAACACAUAUUCGAAAUGAUUAAAAAAAUGAUGUAUAUA